AUACAAUAAUACAAGUAUUUAUCGGGGGCUUUAAUGUUUGUCUGCACUGCUCUGAUUAUCUCUCGUCAAGGUUAAUGCUAGAAAAAUACUUGAUGACUGCGAUUGGUUUGGAACGCUUCAUCUGAAGCUGUUUGUCGGGUCCUCGGUGGAGCCCUUAGGAGACCUCCCCCUCAGCUGUCUCGCUUCUCGGACACUUGCUGGAGCCGUGACAACCAUGCGGCAAUAGGGGAGCGAUGGAAAUCAGUGCAGCAGAGCUGUCAAGUGGCACACUUAACUGGUCUUAGAUUUUCGCCUGAGGGGAGCCUUCCUGAAGCAACAUGAUGUUACGACCAGGCCAAAUUUUUACUCUUCUCAGUAAGAAUGCUUCUCGGCAUCAAUGGGCCAUGGCCCAGGACAUGGGUAUUGUUGCUGGACCAAAUUGUUUUAGGAGGAAGCUCUCUGGGUACUGUCCUCGACGAGAUAACUUUGUCAUCCCUCCAGACGCUGUUGUUGUGCAUAAGCGUUCAAUCACUUGGUCGCAACUUUUAUCUGCCACUGAUAAACCUGUUGGAACUGAUGGUCCUAAGAAAACUGUGAAAGAAGAAAGUGAGGAUGGUGUUAUCACAGACAGACCACAGAAGGCUAAGGACAGCAAGAUAAUUAUCAUUGAAGAGCCCAUCGUGAUUGUGGCUGCUGUACCGGGAGAUGCUACACCUCCAGAAAAUGAGAAGGAUAAAGGGAAAGAAGCUAAACCUGUUAAAAUCAAGAGAGUAAGAGUAGACCUUACUAAAACCUCUUUAGAAAGAAACUUCAUUACUCCUGUUAGAGCGAUGUCAGAUUUUCUUUUGAAACCUUCAGAUCUUGAUGGGUUGAGGAAAACAAAGCGGAGGUCUCCUAUUGAGAACGAACCUCCCAUAACAGUGUAUUGGAGAAAAGAUGUUGAAUCAAGAGCCAAUGAAGUAUGGGGUGACAAAGAAAAAUUAAUAAAUGAAAUCGUAAGGCGGGAAAUGGAGCAUAGAAGCUACCAACAAAAUAUGUUUUCUGUCAAGAGACAGCUCAGAGACUAUUUGAAAAUGCAAGAAAGAGAGCAUUCGAGAGAUGAAGAAUUUGCAAAGGAGUCAGGGUUGAUGGGACCCUCAGGAAGAGUGGUGAUGACUGCUGUUGUAAUAAAUGGAUGUAAUUUUGUAUUUAAAUUAGCAGCAUGGCUGUACACUGGUUCCCACAGUAUGUUUGCAGAGAGUGUUCACUCACUGGCUGACACAAUAAAUCAGCUUAUUUUAGCCUAUGGAAUAUAUAAAUCAACUCAGAGGGCUGAUGUUGAACAUCCCUAUGGGUACAGCAAUAUGCGCUAUGUGGCAUCCUUGAUUUCAGGCGUCGGUAUAUUCUGUGUUGGAACAGGGUUGUCUAUUUAUCAUGGGGUUCUUGGACUUGUUGAUCCUGCUCCUCUUGAGGACUUUUAUUGGGCCUUCUUCAUUUUAGGAGGGUCCCUCCUCUCAGAGGGGGCCACCUUAAUCAUGGCUGUGAAUGCUAUACGUCAAGGAGCAGCAAGGCAUAAUGUGCCUUUCACAAAAUACAUUCUUGAAAGUCGUGACCCUAGUGUAAAUGUUGUACUGCUGGAAGACCUAGCGGCGGUCUUAGGAGUAGUUGUUUGCUCUACCUGUAUGGGACUGACUCAUAUCUAUGGAAGCCACAUUCCAGAUGCUGUGGGCUCGUUAUUAGUUGGAGGGCUUCUUGGAGGUGUUGCAUCUUUUAUUAUUUAUUCAAAUGUGGCUGGAUUAGUGGGCAGAUCUAUACCAUAUGAUCAGCUUGAAAAAAUCAACUCUGAGCUGGAAUCAGAUGUGAUGGUUAGAGCAAUCCAUGAUGUCAAGGGUAUUGAUAUGGGUAACUUUUUAGUUCGGUACAAAGCUGAAAUUGACUUUGAUGGAAGAGAACUAACCCGGUCUUAUUUAGACAAGCAAGAUUUACAAAUGAUGCUUAAUGAAGUAAGAACUUUUAAAGACAUUGAUGAACUAGAAGGUUUUAUGGUGAAACAUGGUGAAAACAUUGUAGAUUUAAUGGGUGGUGAGAUUGAUCGUAUUGAACUCAAACUGAGGACAAAGCAUCCAGAGAUCAGACAUUGUGAUCUUGAAAUCUUAUAAGGUCCGACUGUGAUGAAAAUGUCUUUCCAAGUUGCAUUACCAAAUAGUUAAUGUUAUUGUGAUGAUCUGCGGUGUUCCUGUUUUGUUUAAUGUGAAGGUAUUGAAACAACUGACACCACUUUAAGAAAUCAAUUUGUAGAAGGAAAUAUCAUAACAAAUCAUGUCUAGCCGAAUUUCUGAUUUGUAAGCCGAUACUUAGGUACUGUAAAUGUGGGGAUAUGACUGGUGACAGUGCAGUAUUCUCUUAAUAAUUCUCUUAGAUAUUUUUGUGAAAUGGUAAAAAUAUUUAUGUAACUUGUGCUAAAAGAGGAAGUUUUGCAUCUCUCCUGUGCUAUACUAGUUCCCUUAGAUAAAUUUGUCUCUGGCCUUUUGUACAUUGAAAGAAAUAUAAGUUUUCCACAUUUUACCUGAAAUAAGGUUUGGCAUGUUUGAAAUUUUUACAAUUUGAACUGUUAAGUGUAACAAGCUAAUCAAAAUCCUGUAUGAAUGCAUAUUUUAUUCUCACAACAAAUUACAGCUUAUUUAUACUGUAUCUCUCUUCUAUUUUCUCAAUGGCCUUUGCUGUAGGUUUUGAAUAUUGGUUGCAGCAGUUGAAUUGUUUAAAUUAAUUUUUCUUCCAAUGUAAAGUAGAGAUUGGAAAAUGCUUUGUGAUCUGUUUUAGAUGUGGUGCUACUUAUUCCUAGAUUAAGUUUUCUCUCAUUCGUGUAGCAUGUCUCCUUGGGGUCUCCUCAUGAUCUCUCCAGAGUUGUGAUAUUUCUGCUGUAUGAACACCAUCUCCUCCUGCAUUAAAAGAGUUUGUCAACGAAUGUAUGUACAGACGUGUGUAUGGUGUUGUUUAGUCGCCUUCUUUUAUGUAAUUAUCAACUUGUUUUGAGAUUCAAGGGAAGGCACUCGUGAGCUGUUUUACUGAAUCCUAAAAAGUGACUCAAUGUAAAAAGAUUUGCAAACUUUAAAACAAAUUAAUCCUUGCCCCUUGUGUAAUUUAAGUCCAGGCUUAAAGCUUAUGGGUCCAAUUCUUAUGGUGGGCUUGAACUCUAUUUUACGUCUUGUUCUAACAGAAUGCCAUGUCUGUAGAAAUGUGUCCAUGAAAGUGGCCAUUAUUUAUUUCCCUGUGUAUGAAGUCCUUCCCUUGUUGUUGUUUAUUUUUUUCUAUCCGCAAUCGGGUGUGUGCCAGUGACGCAAUAAAUUAAAACGGAAAGAUAAAAAACUA
Molecule: messenger RNA, 3327 nt
Organism: Thrips palmi
Lineage: Eukaryota; Metazoa; Arthropoda; Insecta; Thysanoptera; Thripidae
Product: zinc transporter 9-like
Exons: 14
Coding region: 318-2117 (599 amino acids)
Biological process (GO): zinc ion transport; transmembrane transport
Cellular component (GO): membrane
Molecular function (GO): monoatomic cation transmembrane transporter activity
Source: RefSeq, a predicted model, not a curated record